GAUCAGUCCCGUCUCUGUUCCUCUGGAACUGGAAGCUUCUCAAUUCUCACCUUCUCUUCUCUCCUCUCGCUCUCGGUCUUUGAUCUCACUCUCCCUUGACGCUGUUCCAAACCCUAGAAUCUGUAGGUUUUGUUUCUGAAACCCUAAUCCCUCCUUUGGUCUUUUUCGUGGAACCUUUCCUACGAUGUCGGUGAAACGCUCCCGCAUCGCCAGGUCGUCGAGCCAGGGGGAGAUCGGUAUGUUCAGUCAUGUCAGGGCCCUCGAGUCUCCAUCCUUUCUGCGUGACAGGCAAACUACAUCUCCAUCUACUUCUGCUGCGGCUAGGAAUUCAGUGAAGCUUUCGAAGCCACAGGUAGCUGCAAAACCACAACGAUCUCGUCGACAGAUCUUGACACUGGCGUCGCCGGUAAGGGAGACAAGAACGGAGGGGGACGAUGAGGUGAGAUCUGAUAGAACGGUUGGGGGUUUUCUUGAAGAAUGUUACUCUUGCAAGAAGAAGAUUGGGGAAAGUGAUGAAGUGUACAUGUACAGUUACUUGCGGGCAUUUUGUUGCCCUGAAUGCCGAGAAAAUCAUAUGGCUUUGGAUUGUGAAGUGGGGAAUGCUUGUGAAUCAUCAGGAAUGUAUUCAAUUGAGAACCAGUGGAAUCAGAGAUUAAAGGGUCAGGCCAGUACUCAAAUGGGAACUGACACAUCUUCUUUGAUGGAAUUUUGUGGCAAUUCGGAUACUUGAUGCGAUAUCUCUCAGCUGUCAAGCUUUUGCUUCUUGUACAGAAUAGGGAAUCGUUCAUGAUUUGUUCUCCUGGUGGCAUGUCAGUGGCUCUUGUACAGUUAGACGUGAUUUUUAGAAUACUAGAGCUUUAAAGGAUAACAUUUGGUUCUGUAGGCUAUCUUUUGUACCCAAAUUCUUAAAGAGUAUGGACUAACCAAAUGCAAGUUUGAGUUUUGUUAUUUUUAGAGUCCAAAUAUUCUAUAUCUUAAAGAUCUUUUUCUCUCACUGUUAUGCUAA
Nelumbo nucifera (sacred lotus) is the source of this 1006-nucleotide messenger RNA. RefSeq lists its product as uncharacterized. NCBI's taxonomy places the organism in Eukaryota, Viridiplantae, Streptophyta, Magnoliopsida, Proteales, Nelumbonaceae. The record is from RefSeq and is a predicted model, not a curated record.